GGGAGGAGCUGAAAACGGAGAUAUAAAGCCGGACACGUUGUGGCUCCCGUAGUUUGCUGCAAUUACGUCAGUCAUGGCAGAUCACGUGGCGUUUGCUUACUUGAUCGCAGAUGAGCUGGAAGCAAUAGAAAAUCCAUUAUUUUUGCAAUACAUUGAGCACGAUGAGCAACAAAGAAUGGUUCCAAAAAUAGCCAAUUUUGUGGAGGAUGUUGUCCCUCUCUACAGUCUCUCAGAAUUUAGAAGUCAUUUCAGGCUUUCCAGAGAACAAGUGGAGGAUGUCAUCACUACCCUUGGUCCUGUGUAUAUGAAUUUACAACAGACCAAACUGCCACUCACGAACAGUGUUCUUGCCUGCCUUUGGACAUUGGUGAAUCAGGAGUCAUAUCGUGGGGUGGCAGAUAGAUUUAACAUGUCAAAAUCCACUCUUGCCAAGCAUCUCCAUGAGUUUUGUUACAAUAUUAACACAUACAUGGCCCACCACAUAUCCUGGCCCAGAGGUCAAAGGCUGGAGAUGUCAAAGUUAGGCUUUGACACAGCAGGUUUCCCCAACACUGUAUGUGCGGUAGAUGGGUGUCACAUUCCUAUAAUGAGACCCCACUGUGAUAAUCCCCUAGCAUACAUGAAUAGGAAACAGUUUUAUUCUGUAAAUUUAACUGGGUUUUGUGACAGUCAGCGGCGCUUCUGUCACAUUAGUGUGGGUCACCCUGGGAGUUGGCAUGAUGCCAGAGCAUUUCGCUUCACAGAAGUUUGUCGUGUUCUUGAAGAAGAUCCUCAUUCACUUGUUCCACAGGGAAUGCACAUAAUUGGGGAUUCUGCCUACCCUUUGUUGCCUCAACUUAUGAGGCCUUAUAGAGACAAUGGCCACUUGUCUGCUAGGCAAAGAUAUUUUAACAGAAAGCUCAAUGCAGCUCGCGUGGUCAUUGAGCAUGCGUUUGGCAUUCUAAAAUCUAAGUUUAGGAGGCUCCAUUACCUGCAAAUGAGAAGCAUUUCUAAUAUCAGCUCAGCAGUCUCAGCCUGCUGCAUUUUGCAUAAUCUUUGUUUAGAGCCCAGUGAUCAAGUUGUUGUGGUAGGUGAUGGUGUUGAUGAUGAACCAUACCCCCAGCAACCCCACAACACUAAUGCAUGUCAUUAUAGAGACCAGAUUUGUGGCCAGAUCUAACUUGUGUGUAUACUUAACAUACAAAACAAAAGAUGAAAAGUAAAGAU
Messenger RNA from Carassius auratus (goldfish), 1206 nucleotides. Its product is annotated as protein ALP1-like. NCBI's taxonomy places the organism in Eukaryota, Metazoa, Chordata, Actinopteri, Cypriniformes, Cyprinidae. The transcript is spliced from 3 exons. The coding region runs from base 74 to 1159 and encodes 361 amino acids. The record is from RefSeq and is a predicted model, not a curated record.